AUGAUACUAUCCAAACAUGUAAAUUUUACGUACCAUACAUAUAACCUCAUCUAUAAUUUUUACCCUGAUCUAACUAACUUUGGCAUGCCUGGUUCAAUCUACGGGUUACAGUCAUCGUUGAAAACGAUGGAAAAACAUGUCGAGAUUCCUCAAUCCAUACACCAUUAUAGUCCGUUUUAUCAGCUUCCACUAAUUUUUUAA
This is a messenger RNA of Saccharomyces cerevisiae S288C, 201 nucleotides long. RefSeq lists its product as uncharacterized. The record is from RefSeq and is marked reviewed. Lineage: Eukaryota; Fungi; Ascomycota; Saccharomycetes; Saccharomycetales; Saccharomycetaceae. The transcript has a single exon. The coding region runs from base 1 to 201 and encodes 66 amino acids.